AUGGUUGAUUUUGGCUCUGUCUUCUCAGCCUCCUCAUCCUGUUCAGACAGCUAUACUGAACUGGGUUUCUACAACGGCACCGUGUUCCAGACCGGUUUGGGCUCCAGCUGUCUGAAAUGGAGCGAGUUUCCUGAGUACAUGCUGCAGUACCCGGAUGCAGGACUUGGGGACCACAACUUCUGCCGGAACCCGGACGGCGAGUCCAGCCCCUGGUGUUUCUUCAGACAGACGUCAGGAGCCAUCAGCUGGUCCUACUGCGACUGCCAGCAGGGAGCAGCCCGGCUGGUCGGGGGCACGGCAGGUAAAGGUGGACGGGUGGAGGUUUACCUGAACGGCCAGUGGGGGUCAGUGUGUGAUUCCCACUUGACAGACCGAGAUGCCAGCGUCAUCUGCCGGCAGCUCCAACUCGGGGAGAUCGGGACGGCAUUGCAGCAAUCCUACUUCGGUCCGGGCUCCGGUCUUUUCCACUAUGAGCGUCUGGGCUGCAGCGGAAAUGAGAACUCGCUCCUCAAAUGCCGAAACAGGAAAUUUGUCACCGGCGACUGUAACCAUGGCAACGAGGCGGGGGUGGUGUGUGUGGCACCUGAGGGCAAUGGUGCCCCCUUGAGGCUGGUGGGAGGCCUGGAGGAGUUUGAGGGCCGUGUGGAGGUGUAUCAUGAUGGCAGAUGGGGAACCAUCUGUGAUGACCAGUGGGACGACGUGGAUGCUGAGGUGGUCUGCAGGCAGCUUGGACUCGGUGGUGUUCCCAAGGCAUGGAAGUGGGCCCACUUCGGCCAGGGCAGUGGUCCCAUCUUUCUGGAUGGAGUUCAGUGUUCAGGGAAUGAACUGUCUCUGGAGGAAUGUUCCCACAAUGACUGGGAACAACAUAACUGCGACCACAUGGAGGAUGCCAGUGUUUCCUGCAACCCGUACACAGAUGGCGUGGUGCGUCUGGUGGGCGGUGGCGGUCCGUGGGAGGGGCGGUUGGAAGUUUAUCAUCAGGGCGAGUGGGGAACAGUGUGUGAUGACAACUGGACAGAGCUCAGUGCCCAGGUGGUGUGUAGACAGCUGGACUUCAGGGGGCGUGCGGCGGUGGCUCCGGACGGGUUCUUUGGGAAGGGUUCGGGGCAGAUACUGCUGGAUGAGGUGCAGUGUCAGGGUGCAGAGCGCUCCCUGCUGGCCUGCAAACACAACGCAUGGGGGCAGCACGACUGCUCCCAUAGCGAAGACGUCGGCCUGAGCUGCCAGAGAGACACCAAUCGAAUCUCCAGCCUGGCCGCCCACACCGGUCCUCUGGUACGUCUGGUGGCGGGCGAGAACAGACAGGAGGGCCGUGUGGAGGUCUUCAUCAGGGGCCAAUGGGGAACCGUGUGUGACGACGGCUGGAACAACAUCAACGCUGCCGUGGUUUGCAGACAGCUGGGCUUCCAUGGGGCAGCCAAAGCUCGAGCCAUGGCCUAUUUCGGCGAGGGAAAGGGGCCGAUCCAUCUGGACAACGUCCACUGCAGGGGAACUGAGUCAUCUCUGGGCGAGUGUCCCGCCGACGGACUCAAUGGGCACGACUGUCGGCACAGCGAAGACGCCGGCGUCAUCUGUGACUACACUGCUGAACCUGCGGGGGAUAGUGGCCCCAAAACACAAAGCUGUGGCCUGAGGCCCAACAACCGGCGCCGCAGAAGAAUCAUCGGGGGAGACACGUCUCUGAGGGGCGACUGGCCAUGGCAGGUCUCUCUGUGGUUGAGGUCUCAGUCUAAAGGUCCUCAUCCUCUGUGUGGGGCCACACUCAUCAACGCCUGCUGGGUCCUCACCGCUGCACACUGCUUCAAGAGGUUUGGCAGGGACCCCAGUCGAUACAUGCUGCGGCUUGGUGACUACCAUACAGUGGAAAUGGACGACUUUGAACGCAGUCUCUCCCCCGAGCGCAUUGUCAUCCACAGGAAGUACCACAGUCAGGGGUGGGAGUAUGACAUCGCCCUGUUACGACUGAAGGGCACUGAGGGCAACUGUGUGGCGUUCAACCCUCACACCAAUGCCAUCUGUCUGCCGGCACUGAGCAAUAAGUGGGGCAAAAGGCCAGCGGCCUGUGUCAUCACUGGGUGGGGGAUCACAGAGUCAUCGUAUUCUCAUACCCUGCAGCAGGCCUGGGUCCCCCUGCUGCCCCCCUGGAAGUGUAAGAAGCGCUACGGCCAGCGUUUCACCGGCCGCAUGCUGUGUGCCGGCAGCUUGUCGAAGCAUCACCGCGUAGACAGUUGCCAGGGUGACAGCGGGGGUCCGCUGGUGUGCCAGGAGGAGGGGGGCCACUGGGUGCUAACGGGGGUCAUCUCCUGGGGUCACGGCUGCGGUGACCCCUCCUUCCCCGGGGUGUACACACGGGUCAGCAGGUUCCUGCGGUGGAUCAACCAUGUCAUUGACAAACCAGACAAGAACUGA
Molecule: messenger RNA, 2409 nt
Organism: Lampris incognitus (smalleye Pacific opah)
Lineage: Eukaryota; Metazoa; Chordata; Actinopteri; Lampriformes; Lampridae
Product: neurotrypsin
Exons: 12
Coding region: 1-2409 (802 amino acids)
Biological process (GO): proteolysis
Cellular component (GO): membrane
Molecular function (GO): serine-type endopeptidase activity
Source: RefSeq, a predicted model, not a curated record